AUGAAUAAAAUUUUAAUUUUAUUUUUAUCAGUAAUUCUUUUAUCACUAUUUUCAAUAUUUUUAUUAAAUUCAAUAAAUAAUCAUGAUAUUGAAAUUAAAAAUCCAGAAAAUAAUAAAAAUUAUAAUAAUAUUAAAAAACAAAAAAAAACAGUUAAUAAUAGACCAGAAAAAAUAAAGUUAUCAGGUGGUAUAACAUCAACAUUAUCAGAUAUACAAUCAAAUAUUAUUAAUCAAUUAAAUAAAAAAAAUGAAUUAAAAAUAAAAAAUGAAAAUAAAAAAAAAAAUAAUAAAAAUAAUAAAAAUAAAAAAAAUAAAAGUAAUAAAAAAUUAGAAACUUUAGAUAAUAAUAAAAAUAAUAAUGAAAAUAAUAAUAAAAAUAAUAUUAAUAAAAAUAAUAAAAAAGUUAAAAAUAAUUUAAUUAAUUUUAAAAAAGAUGAAAUAUCAAUAUUUGGAUUUAAAUGUGAAAAUGGUGGUAUUGGAUUUCAUGAUGGUUGUAUUUGUCCAUACGGUUUCAAAGAUGAAUUUUGUGAAACACCUUCAAAAAAUAUUUCAACUUGUUUUGACCCAAGUUUUAAAAUUGAAUACUUGUAUAAAUUAGAUCAAGUUGAUCCACAAACAUGUAAAUCAAAAAUUGGUUCAUUAUGUUGUUGGUCAAAAUUUAGAAGUGAUAAUAAAAUUUCAAAUUCAAUUUUAAAUUAUAAACAAUUAUUAUUAAAAACAAAUAAUAUUCAAAAUUAUGAAUUAAAUAACUCUUCAAAAUUCAGUAUUAAUAAUAAUGAUAAUCAUGAUUUAAUUAUUAAAUCAAUUUUACAAUCAUAUGGUCCAUGGGAUGAAAAUGAUAAAUUAUUUUUAAAAUAUAUUAUUAUGAAUAAUAUUCAAAAGACAAAUUAUAUUUUAAAAUAUUCUAAUCCAGUUUCACAAAAUUUUAAUUAUAAAUUAAAUAUUAAUAAUAAUAAUUAUAAUAAUAUUAAUAAUAAUAAAAAUAAACCUUCAAAUAAUCAUCAAACUCAAUUACCAGCAUUAUCUUUAAUACCAUCUAAAUCAAGAGCAAAAUUAGCAUUCGUUUUAUUAAUUCAUGAUAUUGAUAUGCCAGCUAUAAAAUUAUUAUUCAAUCACAUUUAUAAAGUUAAACAUUAUUAUGUUAUUCAUGUUGAUGCUAAUUUUAAAGAUAGAGUAAAAAUAAAUCAAUUAAAAGAAUAUGUUAAAAAUUUAAAGAAUCAAAAUUAUAAAAAGGAUAUAUUCAUUCCAAAGAAAUAUCCAAAUAAUAUUGAAAUAUUACAAGAAAGAUUUCAAAAUAGUUGGGGUUCAAUUUCAUUGGUUUAUUCUGAAUUGGCAUGUUAUACAAAAUUAGUUGAUAUGGUAUUAGAUAGGUCAAUGGUAACUGGUGUUGAUGAAAAAUGGUCACAUGUUAUUAACCUUUCAAUUAAUGAUUUCCCAAUUAAACCAAUCUAUAAAUUAGAACAAUUCUUUUCUCAAAAAUCAAAUAUACAAAAGAAUUUUAUAAAUGAAGAUAAUAUUUUAAAAGAAUCUGAAAGAUAUAAUAAAUCAUGGGUUGAAUGUGGUAAGAGACAAAUGGUAUCUAUUAAUUUUGGUAGUGUUGGAUUAGAGGAUGCUGAUGCUGAUGGUGAUAAUUAUCAUUUAUGUGGUUUAGAUAAUGGUGGUGUUGAAAAAACAAUUAAUAGAAAAAAUUAUAAAGAAGGUUCACAAUGGCAUUUUAUUACAUUUAAAUUUGCACAUUAUUUAAUUUCUGAUUUCAGAUCAAUUUCAAGAUUAUUCUCAAUGAAAUUCUCUUUUAUUCCAGAUGAAUCUUUUUUCCAAAUUGCAAAGUCUGAAUCAAAAGAUUUAUUAAUUGAUCAAGAUUGGGAUAUUGAUAAUUAUAGAUUCAUUCCAUGGUAUAAUAGUGAUAAAGCUUUAAUUGUUGGAAUGGACGAAAUAAAGAGUAAUUUCAAUAAUAAUUCAAGAUAUUUCUUCACACGUAAAGUUUAUACAUCAGAUAUUAAAAAUGAAAUAAUUGAAAAAUAUUUAAAAGAUUAA
Messenger RNA from Dictyostelium discoideum AX4, 2034 nucleotides. It is a transcript of the gene gnt10, whose product is annotated as GlcNAc transferase. The record is from RefSeq and is a predicted model, not a curated record. Gene Ontology annotation, biological process: heparan sulfate proteoglycan biosynthetic process; proteoglycan biosynthetic process. The transcript has 3 exons. NCBI's taxonomy places the organism in Eukaryota, Evosea, Eumycetozoa, Dictyosteliales, Dictyosteliaceae. Gene Ontology annotation, cellular component: membrane; endoplasmic reticulum membrane; Golgi membrane. Gene Ontology annotation, molecular function: glycosyltransferase activity; protein xylosyltransferase activity. The coding region runs from base 1 to 2034 and encodes 677 amino acids.